AUGAAGGAGAUAAAAGAGGGGGACUCGGAGAAGACGGCGAAGAGGAAGACUGCUCGUUCAACACCGACUAGCGUAAGGAGAAAAACAAAGGCGUCGGAUAGAGAUGGCUCUUUUCAGUCUGUGCGAGACGCGGUCAACUUGAACUGCUCAGAUCCAAACCUCCUCGAUAAGGUCCUCACUAUAGUCCAGACAACGUUGGGUGAUUUUACUGAUCCGUUCUCCUCGAAGCACACCAUUGUCAAGGACGAGGUUUUGUACUGUCUCGGCAACAACACCCUGUGCUAUUUGAGUUUAGCUUACAACGAUUUGAGCUACUUACUUUUGAACAAACUGCUCAACGUCCUUUCAUACCAAAGACAAGUUGACAGAAAACCGUGCGGUUUGGUGUACGUAUCUAUAGAGGGCAACAAUUUGCCAGUGGUUUGCGAGGAAUUGAAGCUGAUCAACCAGUUACUGGAAAGCGGUAUUCAAAGAAGUGGCCCGGUUAACAAGAAGCAGCGACAAGCAAAGAUGACUGGGAAA
Iphiclides podalirius (scarce swallowtail) is the source of this 522-nucleotide messenger RNA. Lineage: Eukaryota; Metazoa; Arthropoda; Insecta; Lepidoptera; Papilionidae. The record is from the annotation of a GenBank genome assembly.